This is a messenger RNA of Diachasmimorpha longicaudata, 2843 nucleotides long. It is a transcript of the gene SCaMC, whose product is annotated as calcium-binding mitochondrial carrier protein SCaMC-2-A. Gene Ontology annotation, cellular component: mitochondrial inner membrane. The record is from RefSeq and is a predicted model, not a curated record. Gene Ontology annotation, molecular function: ATP transmembrane transporter activity; calcium ion binding. NCBI's taxonomy places the organism in Eukaryota, Metazoa, Arthropoda, Insecta, Hymenoptera, Braconidae. The transcript has 9 exons. The coding region runs from base 2 to 1435 and encodes 477 amino acids. Gene Ontology annotation, biological process: transmembrane transport; ADP transport; ATP transport.
AAUGCCAACGAGAAGUGGGACCAAUGUACAUAUGGUACUACCUUCUCAUUAUCUCCAUGAAUUGCCAGCACAGACGGAGGAGAGACUCUCCAAGAUUUUUCAACAAUUGGACAUCGACGGCAAUGGAAGGAUCGAUGUACAUGAUUUGGCACAGGCUCUUCAUCAAGUUGGCGUACACAAACGAUAUGCAGAGAAAUUCCUGCAAGAGUCUGACAGCACCAAAAGCGGCGAUAUAAGUCUAGCUGAAUUCAUUCACUACGUUAUUGAGCAUGAAAAGAAACUUCGUCUGCAGUUUACCCAUCUUGACAAAAAUAAAGAUGGUAAAAUUGAUCUGGAGGAGUUGAUAAGUUCCUUUAACAAGGAUCUGGGGAUAAAAAUGGACAGAACUGAAGCAACAAAAUUAUUACAAAGAAUGGAUCGAGAUGGCAGUUUGAGUAUAACUUUCAAUGAAUGGCGAGAUUUUCUGUUGUAUGCACCGAGCGAUGACAUUCACGCACUUAUCACAUAUUGGCGACACUCUACAUAUAUGGAUAUUGGGGAAGAUAUGGGCGUCCCCGAUGACUUCACAAGCAGUGAAAUGAUCUCAGGAAUGUGGUGGAGACAUCUGUUAGCUGGUGGGAUUGCUGGUGCUGUUUCACGUACUUGUACAGCUCCACUAGACCGAAUAAAAGUUUAUCUCCAGGUGCAUGGAACACGACACUGCAAUAUUACCAGUUGCUUCAAGUAUAUGUUAAAAGAGGGUGGUAUACAUAGUUUAUGGCGAGGGAAUGGAAUUAACGUACUUAAAAUUGGACCUGAAACAGCUCUCAAGUUUGCAGCGUAUGAACAGAUUAAGAGAUUCAUCAAGGGAAAUGAUUCAAGGGAAUUAGGCAUUGAUGAGAGAUUUAUCGCUGGAUCUGCUGCUGGGGGUAUUAGUCAAUCUGCAAUUUAUCCAUUAGAGGUCUUGAAAACGAGACUUGCAUUGAGAAAGACAGGUGAAUUUAACAGUAUCAUAGACGCAGCCCAAAAAAUAUAUGCUCAAGGUGGCUUAAAAAGUUUUUACCGAGGAUAUAUACCCAAUUUAAUUGGCAUUCUACCCUAUGCUGGGAUUGACUUGGCUGUGUAUGAGACAUUGAAAAAUAGGUAUUUACGAUCACACAGUAAGAAUGAACAACCAGCCUUUUGGGUUCUGCUUUUGUGUGGCACUGCCUCGAGUACAGCAGGACAAGUGUGUUCUUAUCCCCUCGCUCUAGUCAGAACGCGAUUGCAAGCAGAAGUAUCUAGUACAAAUUCAAGAACUAUGAUCGGCGUCUUCCAAGAUAUCUUGCAUACAGAGGGUUUUCGUGGAUUGUAUCGUGGUCUAACACCUAAUUUCCUGAAGGUUGCCCCAGCAGUAUCAAUAAGCUACGUGGUAUACGAGCACUUCAGACAAGCUCUAGGCGUCAACAUGACGUGAUGAAAAUCUCUGCUAGGGUUUAUUAAUUUUUCAAUUAAAUUAUUAUCAGCUGUAAAAUAUUAAACGAAUGGAAGUGAAUAUAAUCAGAAAAAUGGCGAUUCGAGCACUAACCAAAAGAUAGGGUGUUUUUGCUCUCGCUACGAAUUUGACGCAUUGACCCUUAAUACUUGUUCUUCGACCGGUUUGACGAUUCCAAUGAGGUGAAGCAUCAUGUGUAAUUUAUGCUCAAAAAAUCAUUUUCAUUCUCAUCAUAUUUUAAUUCUCGAUCAAAGAAUCGUGUGUGGCCUAUGCGAGUAUUAUAUUAGAAAUUAUCGUAUGUGUCUCUGUACACGUUCACGGAGACUUUAAAACCAUUUUAAAUUACAAGAAACAUCAAUUAAAAACUUAUAAAUAUAUGAAAAAAUUUAAAAUUCGUUAGAAAAUGGCAUGGCAUUUCUUCUGAAAUUUUCGACGAAAAUAUGCAAUAGAACAAGUUGAUGAAAUUCGAUUUUUCUAAUUGUUUUUUUCUUCUGAUUUUUUUUUGCCGAAAAAAUAAAAUGACUAUUAAAGUGGAGAAAAAAUGUUCAAUUGAAUUCCAUAUUCUACUUAAUUGAGCAUUGGUCCCGACAAGAAGGGAUUUUUGGAAAAACUGUAGAGUAACAUUUUUUUUUUGCUACAAAUAUUGUUAACUCAAGAUAUAGUCUGACAUUUAUCUCUAAAACAUUUCAGUACCGACUUAGCUUUAUGAUUAGAGGAAUGUAACAUAUUGACUCUGGAUUUUAUCAUUUUACUACUGCAGAAUUUUCAAUGAAAAAUUACGUGCUUCAUUGCAUUGUCCGUUUUGGAACUCUAAGUGUUGACAUAAAAAGUGCAUCUAAAGUAUCAUUCCCAGCGUGAAUUAUACCACGCGUAAUGCCAUAUUACGAGAGGUGUAUCUGAAAUAACAUUUUUCCUACAGAACUGAGAUAGAAAUCUUAGAUUCUAUUUUUGUUUCUGCCUUAAUGGAGAUUUACGAUUUUUUCAUUCAAAAAUUCAGCAACGGUUUAAAAGUGGACAAUAGAGUUAACUCAAUUUCAAUUUUCAAUGAUUCUUUCAUCAAACACUAAAUGAAAGUGUCUUGGAAAAAAAAAAUUUCUAUCGCACUGCAAUUUCGAGUCAUAUCGCGAAAAUUACCCAAUACUUUUGGAUCAACUUGAACACAUUGACUACUUCAUUACCGAAUUAAGAUCCAAUUAGGAGUGAGAUGGUUUUACAAUUGAUACAGAUUUUUUUUUAAUGAGAAAACUGUAUGGGACUGACGGCACAUGACUGUAAAAAUGAGCAAUCGUAAUCAUUACUUUUUUCCCUUUUAGUUGAAUAUUUUUUAUAGCUUCAUCAUGUACAUACAAUGUAUAGGUUUUCUGUAAGAAUAAACAUUAUUUAUUGACGA